AUGCCUAGUUUUGAUCAGUUGAGUUUUGCCGAGCGAAAAGGCGUCGCUCAAACUGAGCUACAGGAAUGUGGUAGUUCUCCAUACCGUGCUCGUAAUCGUAAUACGAAGAACCUGUUUUUGAAAAUCGGAAACUCACCCGUCCAGAAACUAGCGCAAGGUAGUACACAAGAUGAAUUUGACUCUGAAGCGACUUCUCAAACUUCUUUACGAGACCCUGUUGCAAUUGCUAGCCGAAAGCAAACAGCUCGCAACGAAGCACACAUUUUCUCUCUCUCCAGCGUUCUAGACAAGGCGAAAAUUUCCCCAGUUUCUAGUAAAGGUUCGUCUGGUGUACAAUCCACGGCAGAUAUUGGGGGCACGCGAAGCAGAAUCAAAAGGAAGAUGUCCUCACCUUUGCAGCUCAAAACUUCUUCUGUAAGUAGCAACAGUACUGACGGGCUUACAACUCCUAUUGAACUUCAAAGUUUGUCGCUCGAACAAAAUACGGAUUCUGCACACCACACAACGUCUUGGGUGUACCAUAAGAAAUCGGCUUCAGCAUCGCCGUCAUCAUCCAAUGAUGACAACGGCUUUUACAAGUAUCAUGAAGAAUACAAGGGCAACGCGUAUCCACAGGGGCCUUUGCUAGUCCAUGGGUCAAUGCUAUACCUAUGCUCUGAGCCAACUUUUGAGGAACUGCAAGACUACGAUGUUACGAUCAAUGUUGCUCAGGAGGUCAAAAGCUUCCGCUCACAACUCCCGGUCGAGAAGCAAGGCUACUAUCAUCACAUAGAGUGGACGCAUACGGCCAAAAUAUGUCCUGAUUUACCCAGGCUAACGCAGCUAAUACAUCAGGCUGUAAGAUCUGGCCAAAAAGUGCUAGUACAUUGCCAGUGUGGCGUGUCUCGUUCGGCGUCGCUUAUCGUAGCUUAUAUUAUGCGAUACGAGGAAUUGUCCUUGAAUGACGCGUACAAUCACCUCAAGGCUGUGGCCAAAGAUAUAAGCCCUAAUAUGAGUCUGAUAUUUCAGCUCAUGGAGUGGAACGAAGCACUCACGACACACAGAUUACAUACCCAGACGGAGAAUGCUGGAACGGGCCAGAAUGGGUCACCAUCCCAGGAUGAGAACAAGCCGGACUUGAAACCGUGGGAAAUUGCCAACAUCUUAUCACAGCAGACUGCAGAUGAACUAGCAAAGGCUUUUCUCAGUAGUCCCAAUAGCUCAAGUAUAUCAACAGAAAAUACACCGCGCACGCCUCGCGAGCUACCAAACUACUCCCAGGUUCCCUAUAAGCCGUCAUUGACGGGAAAAUCUGCGAAUUGUUUUGGGGCCCCAGUGGCAGGUUCUUCACAGUACUAUUCUCUAUUUGAUAGUUUAAGCCCAUCUUUGGUGCAACUGGGUGAAAAAGAUGGAUCAACAUGGAAUUAG
This is a messenger RNA of Lachancea dasiensis, 1407 nucleotides long. The record is from the annotation of a GenBank genome assembly. Lineage: Eukaryota; Fungi; Ascomycota; Saccharomycetes; Saccharomycetales; Saccharomycetaceae.